This is a messenger RNA of Oryza sativa Japonica Group (Japanese rice), 1127 nucleotides long. Its product is annotated as MYB-like transcription factor EOBI. NCBI's taxonomy places the organism in Eukaryota, Viridiplantae, Streptophyta, Magnoliopsida, Poales, Poaceae. The record is from RefSeq and is a predicted model, not a curated record. Gene Ontology annotation, molecular function: sequence-specific DNA binding; DNA-binding transcription factor activity. Gene Ontology annotation, cellular component: nucleus. Gene Ontology annotation, biological process: regulation of DNA-templated transcription.
GCUACCCCGCCUCGUCUCAUCUCAUCUCAUUCACACCACACCAACAUUCGCUAGCUCACUCACUCUACCUCGCUAGCGAUCUACUCGAUCCAGUGGUUAAUUUGAAAUGGACGCGCCGUGUGGAUGGACGACGUCGGCGGCGGCGGCGGUGGCGGAGGAGGAGGAUGUUCGGAGAGGGCCGUGGACGGUGGAGGAGGACGCGGUGCUGGCCGGGUACGUGGCGGCGAACGGCGAGGGGCGGUGGAACGAGCUGGCGCGGGCGGCGGGGCUGAGGCGCACGGGGAAGAGCUGCCGCCUCCGGUGGCUCAACUACCUCCGCCCCGACGUGCGCCGCGGCGACUUCACCCCGCAGGAGCAGCUGCUCAUCCUCGAGCUCCACUUCCGGUGGGGGAACCGCUGGUCCAGGAUCGCGCAGCACAUGCCGGGGAGGACGGACAACGAGAUCAAGAACUACUGGCGGACCAGGGUGCAGAAGCACGCCAAGCAGCUCGGCUGCGACGUCAAUAGCCGCCAGUUCAAGGACGUCAUGAGGCACCUCUGGAUGCCGCGCCUCGUCGAGAGGAUCCACGCCGCCGCCGCCUCGUCGGAACGCGCCGCGCCGCCGCCGUGUGCCGCCGCGCCGGCUAGUCACAGCGGCAUGUGCCACUCACCUGACCCGUCAACCACGACGUCGAGCAUGGCAGGGUCGUCGGUGACGCACGGCGAGCAGUUCCCGUCGUCGACGAACCACCACCUGAUGACCAUGGCCAGCGUCACCACCGCAGCGGCAGAUUGGUCCAGCGAGCAAUGCGGCAGCGGCAGCGCCACCAGCACGAGCGUUGGGAUCAGUUAUGACAUGUUCGAGGGGAGCUGGUCGGAGCUCCUCGCCCGCGCCUACGACGACGACGGCGCCGAUUCUUCGCUGCUGCCGGACUUCCAAAUGGCAGACACCGGAGACAACUGCUGGUGGAGUAAUUUGGAGGACAUCUGGUCACAGCAGCCGUACUGAUAAUUUCUGUAUACUACGUACGCUAGCUAGAUAGCUCUUAAUUAUGAAUGACCAACUUAAUUUAUUUGUAAUUAUAUUGUUACUGAUUGAUUAAUUGCUAAUGAGAAAAUUAUUUAAUGAAGCAGAGGAUUAAUUUGUA